AUGUCUAAUUGUGUUAACACACUUUCUUCCAUUAAGAUUGACCUAUUCUCUUUAAAUCACCAACAACAACCUCUUGAAAUUUCCACUGCUCAACUUCAUCCUCACCAUUCCAAAAUAGAAUUCCAGAGGGAGCUCCCACAUAGAGUUAUUGCUCUACCACAAAUCUUUCACGAUUGUGUGGCUGAAUCCAAGUCUGUUGAAAACAACCACAACAGUGUCAUAGGGAUUUUUCGAACAAUACACAGUUAUGAAGAAGUCACAAAACAUAGAAAUUUUAAACGUUGUAAUUACAUCUACAAUUGCCGAUGA
Molecule: messenger RNA, 309 nt
Organism: Vicia faba (fava bean)
Lineage: Eukaryota; Viridiplantae; Streptophyta; Magnoliopsida; Fabales; Fabaceae
Source: the annotation of a GenBank genome assembly